Messenger RNA from Thalassophryne amazonica, 3028 nucleotides. Its product is annotated as serine/threonine-protein kinase PAK 2-like. The record is from RefSeq and is a predicted model, not a curated record. The transcript has 15 exons. Gene Ontology annotation, biological process: regulation of MAPK cascade; intracellular signal transduction; regulation of axonogenesis. Lineage: Eukaryota; Metazoa; Chordata; Actinopteri; Batrachoidiformes; Batrachoididae. Bases 218 to 1771 code for a protein of 517 amino acids. Gene Ontology annotation, cellular component: cytoplasm. Gene Ontology annotation, molecular function: protein serine/threonine kinase activity; ATP binding.
CGCACGCAGAUCAGUGAGGAAUGAGCCAGCCUGCUAAGACCUGCCCUCAGGAGGCUGAAAAGAGAGGAAAAGCGGUAAAAGAAGAGUGAGAGCGAAGGAGAUAAAUGAGCACAGAACAAAGAAGUGUACACACACUUGCUGGGAUUACAAUAAGUUUUCAUUGUUUACAUGGUCUUCUGUAAAAAAAACAGAAGAGGCAACAAACAGGUGUGAGUAGAUGUGUGACAGCGGUGUGUGUGAGGACAAGCCCCCCGCCCCCCCUGUCAGGAUGAGCAGCCAAGGAGGAGGAGCCAAGGAUCCUCAGUCAGCCAAUCACAGCUCUCGGCCACUGCCGUCUGUACCAGAAGAGAGGAAGCCCAGAAACAAGAUCAUAUCAAUAUUCGGCUCUGACAAAGGAGGUAGGAAAAAGGAAAAGGAAAAGGACAGACCAGAGAUUUCCUCUCCAUCGGAUUUUGAGCACACCAUCCAUGUAGGCUUUGACGCAGUGACUGGAGAGUUCACUGGUAUGCCAGAGCAGUGGGCACGCCUUCUACAAACCUCCAACAUUAGUAAAUCAGAACAGAAACAGAAUCCUCAGGCUGUCCUUGACAUUCUCAAGUUCUAUGACUCCACUAGUGGAAAACAGAAAUACCUCAGUUUUUCUGCCUCAGAUAAAAGCUCUCAGUUGUCAGGCAAGCAGGGUACGGUGGUCUCACCAUCAAGCGGUAAGGAUGGCGAUGAAGACGAGGAUGAUGACACGCCACCACCAGUCGUGGCCCCACGGCCAGAGCACACAAAAUCAGUAUACACACGAUCAGUGAUAGACCCACUCCCAGCACCAGAGGGUGAUGCAGCCUCUAAAACAGCAGACAAACUGAAGAAGAAGGGUGGCAAGAUGACUGAUGAGGAAAUCAUGGAGAAACUUAGAACUAUUGUCAGUAUUGGAGAUCCUAAAAAGAAAUACACCCGCUAUGAGAAGAUCGGCCAAGGGGCUUCUGGUACAGUUUACACAGCCAUAGAUGUUGCCACAGGACAAGAGGUGGCGAUCAAACAGAUUAAUUUGCAGAAGCAACCAAAGAAAGAGCUGAUCAUUAACGAAAUUCUGGUAAUGAAGGAGAUGAAGAACCCCAACAUUGUCAACUUCUUAGACAGCUUUCUUGUGGGGGAUGAGCUGUUUGUGGUGAUGGAGUACCUUGCCGGUGGAUCUCUAACUGAUGUUGUGACAGAGACGUGUAUGGAUGAGGCUCAGAUCGCGGCUGUCUGCAGGGAGGUUCUUCAGGCUCUGGAGUUUCUUCACGCCAACCAAGUCAUCCACAGAGACAUCAAGAGUGACAAUGUGCUACUGGGCAUGGAUGGAUCAGUCAAACUGACCGACUUUGGCUUCUGUGCUCAGAUCACUCCAGAACAGAGCAAACGCAGCACCAUGGUCGGGACUCCAUACUGGAUGGCUCCUGAGGUGGUCACCAGGAAAGCCUAUGGACCCAAAGUAGAUAUUUGGUCUCUGGGCAUUAUGGCUAUAGAGAUGGUGGAAGGAGAGCCUCCGUACCUUAACGAGAACCCUCUCAGGGCAUUGUAUUUAAUUGCCACCAAUGGGACUCCUGAGCUGCAGAGUCCAGAGAAGCUGUCUCCCGUCUUCAAGUCCUUCCUGUCUUCCUGCCUGGAAAUGGAUGUGGAGAAACGAGGUUCAGGCAGAGAACUGCUGCAGCACCCAUUCCUGAAGCUGGCCAAGCCUCUCUCUAGCCUUACUCCCCUCAUCCUGGCAGCCAAGGAGGCCAUGAGGAGCAACCGCUAAAUCCCAGUAAAGACUCUAAGAGCUAAUGCCAUUGACAAAUGAACCAAUCUGCCUCCUGUGCUAGCCUGCGUAUGACGACUAUCAGCAAGCUGUUAGUGUCCCAAACACUCCCUGGUGCUUCUGUAAAAGUUUUCUCAACUUUGUAUCUUUCUCAUGAGCUCUUUUGUAAUAUUUUCUGCUUCUCCUGCAGUUGCUGGAUGUGCACGUUGUUUCUGUUGCCACUGUUUACUAUGGUAGCUAACAGCUUGUCCACUUUUGCACUUCCCUUUUUUUGGGGGGGGUGGGGGUGUCAGACCAGACUUGGGGAAGCUCACUGGUUAUUGUGCACCAUAUUUCUAGGAGCUCAUUAUUUAUAAGACUUUUACUUGCACAUAAAGUGAAACAACUUGAAGAAGUCUAUUGUUAAAAAAAGUGGGGUGCAGGUAUGUUUACAAAGAGAGGAAAAUCCUAGAAAUUUGGUGUGUGGUGAUUGCAGUCAGGUUACAGUCAUUUUGAUGUCAAUAUUUGUGCAAACAUUUGUGACAGGAUUGUUUAAAAUUGAUGUGGAAAACUAAAGCGAACCAAUAAUCUGAUGUGUUGUCCAACAUGUUGCAGUGUAGAAUAGUGGGAAAAACCAUACCACUGUCAUUAUGUGAUCCACUAUUUAAUCACAUCAGUCCUGCAAAGGGAAGCCAUUUAUUUAUUUAAAUUCUUUUUUUUUUUUUACUUUUUAUCUCAACAUUUUAAGUCAGUGCAUUGCUCUUUUUUAAUUUCUGAAUGUCUGCCUUUUGGUGGAAAUAUAGUGUUUAAAGGCACAAAAACAAACACUAUCAUGAAGUGGACUGUGACUUCAUUUUGUGCAGGCUCUUGUACAAACUAUGCAGACAUUCCUGGUGACUUUCACGUGGAACAGUCUGCCUUACACCUGGAAUGCUGCAAACCAUACUUCUAUCCUUUUGGACAUUCUGUAUGUCUAAAGCUGUGCCUUUUUAACUGAUGCCUUAAUGUUGGUAGUUUGGAGCAAAUGCAACAAAACUGCAGAAUGAAAACAAUUGAAUUUGUUGAACUGGAGGAAGAAUCAGCUUUUUUGUAUAUUAUAUACUGCUGAUGUUUCAGAUUUUUUUAAAAGUAUGUAUAACAUUGUUUUAUUAGUUGUAACUAUCAUCAGAUGAUUUUUUUUUUCUUGCUGUGUGUUCGUGUGUGUGUUCUGAUUCAUCUUCCAUUCCAGAAGGUAGAGGUUCACACUUCCAAGAAUAAAAUGUAAUGACAUCGCCAACU